AUGUUUAAAAAUAAAAUAACCAGUAAGGGACUGGCGACGGCCGUCCAGCUUAAGGAAAUUGACAUCCGCAUAAGAAAGGAAAUGGAUGAAAUUGUCAAAAGGAUUAAAACGGAUACUGAGGCCGAACCAGAAGAAUUGACUGCUGAUAUCUAUUAUUCAAAUCUACACCCUUUUAUAAGGGGCACCCAACCGAACCAACUUUUGAAACAUGCCAAUCUUAGGCUGCGAAAA
This is a messenger RNA of Iphiclides podalirius (scarce swallowtail), 231 nucleotides long. Lineage: Eukaryota; Metazoa; Arthropoda; Insecta; Lepidoptera; Papilionidae. The record is from the annotation of a GenBank genome assembly.